Molecule: messenger RNA, 3794 nt
Organism: Morone saxatilis (striped sea-bass)
Lineage: Eukaryota; Metazoa; Chordata; Actinopteri; Moronidae
Product: aryl hydrocarbon receptor-like
Biological process (GO): regulation of transcription by RNA polymerase II
Cellular component (GO): aryl hydrocarbon receptor complex; nucleus
Molecular function (GO): nuclear receptor activity; protein dimerization activity; transcription cis-regulatory region binding
Source: RefSeq, a predicted model, not a curated record
CCUUAAAACGCAGCUCUGACAGACUGUACAUACACAUUUCCUGAAAACGCCCCGUGCAAGAGAAAAGCAGCGAACUCCAGUGACUCUGAAUUAUAAUAACAAGGCUGCGCUGUUUAUCCAGAGGUGGGGGUUGGACAUAGGCUCAAUCAUACGCCAAACUUUUUCGAAGUCUCCCUUUCCUCCCCCCAGGUCUCAGAGCUGAGCAGCAUUCGGUCUACGGGCUCACUCUCGCCGCACCGCCGACCAAGGUCAGUGGCAGUGACCGCCCACGGGAGUUGUCAGCGGGGCAGCAAACCCGCGCGGACCCCGGCUGUUUUUUUUUUGUUGUUUUUUUUAACAUGGGACUUUGACUCACUGGCUGAACAAACUACGGACCGCCGACUGUCUGUCGCCGUAUGGAAGGAAGAAGCCUCUGUAGCGAAGGAGUGAAUGAGCCGCACAAACAUUAGCCUAACGUCAAGUUUUUGAGCAUUAAACGAAGUGACACCAUGUUGGGAAACUCUUACGCUAACAAGAAGAGGAAGAAGCCUGCUCCCAGACAAAAGAAGCCCACUGAAGGUAAUGAAGUCGUUAAAUCAAACCCUUCGAAGCGCCACAGGGAUCGGCUGAACGGGGAGCUGGACCGGCUGACGGACCUCCUGCCCUUUUCUGAGGAGAUUCGCUCUCGUCUGGACAAACUGUCGGUCCUUCGCCUCAGCGUGGGAUACCUGAGGGUCAAGAGCUACUUCAAAGCGACCAUGAAGAACAGCAACAGCAGUCUGAUGUUUCCCGGACUGAACCGGCAGAACGGGGACAAGACGGACGUUGCAGGCUUCUCUGAGGGGGAUCUGCUGCUCCAGGCGCUGAACGGGUUUGUGAUAGUGGUCACGUCAGAGGGAUCUGUGUUUUAUGUCUCUCCCACAAUCAAGGACUACCUGGGCUUUCAUCAGUCGGACGUGGUUCAUCAGAGUGUGUUUGAGCUCAUCCAUACUGACGACAGGGCCAUGUUCAGACAGCAGCUUCACUUUGCUCUAAACCCCCCAGCGGCUGCCGACGGCACAGAUGCCCUGCAGGCUUGUGGUAAUGCAGUGAUGUACAGUCCUGAGCAGCUUCCCCCAGAGAACUCUUCCUUCCUGGAGAGGAGCUUUGUGUGUCGCUUCCGCUGCCUCCUGGACAACUCCUCUGGCUUUCUGGCUCUGAAGUUCCAGGGGCGACUGAAGUACCUCCAUGGCCAGAGGGACAACGGGGCAUGUAACAAACUUCAGCUGGGUCUUUUCAGCAUUGCUAUGCCUGUCCAGCCUCCAGCCAUUGUGGAGAUCAGAGCUAAAAUGCUCCUCUUUCAAAGCAAGCACAAGCUGGACUUCACACCCAUGGGCAUCGAUAGCAGGGGGAAGGUUAUUCUGGGCUAUUCAGAGAUUGAACUGUGUAUGAAAGGCUCUGGCUACCAGUUUAUCCAUGCAGCUGAUAUGAUGUACUGCGCCGACAACCACAUCCGCAUGAUUAAAACGGGAGAGAGCGGUCUGACUGUUUUCAGGCUCCUGAGUAAGUCGGGUGGCUGGGUGUGGGUGAAGGCCAACGCCAAGCUAUUCUACAAAGAUGGAAGACCUGAAUUCAUCAUCGCAUAUCAGAGAGCUUUAGUAAACGCCGAGGGGGAGGAAUACCUGCGUCAGAGGAGGCUGCAGCUUCCCUUCAGUUUGACCACAGGAGAGGCCGUCCUGUACAACACCGGCCCCACGGUGGACAUCGCAGAGUUUCAGUUCAACAAAAUGUUUAGUAACAGUGACGAACACCAGGAUGUGACGCCUGGCUCUUUGGUGGACUGCUUCAUGAGACAGGACGAAACAGUCUACACCCAGCCAGUGGACCCUCCUUUGCCUGUGGAUCAGGUGUUCAUGGACAGCCGGGCCCUGGUCAGCGUUCCCAGUGACACCUGGCAGGAAAACGGGCCUACGACAGCCACAACAAGUGCCCCUGCUAUAGUGAAAGAGGAGGCCAAACAGUCAGUGAUGACUGUGAUCGACAACCUGGAGAAAAUGGUUCAAAAUGGCGACUUCUGUACGGUGCUGCAGAAUCUGGACGUUGGUAAUACAGAGCUGAUGGAGUGGGAAAAUACCCUGAAGAGAUUGAGUCAGGAGGAGGGUCAGCAGAACAAUGUCAGUUCUGAGCUGGACAGCAUCCUCUCUAAUGACAUAUUUGACUACAUUGAUAAUGUUUUGUUCAAGGACAAGGGAUUAGAUUGUAUGAGCAGCAGCCCCCCCAGCUGUCUUACAGCAGCCAACAAUGACCAGCAGGGCCCCUUCACUCAGGCUGCCCGGCUCUCAGCCACUGACCCACAGUUGUUUCAGACACCGAGCCCUGAUCCUCCUUACCCGCCAAUGAAUGGUAUGUACGCUCACCAGCAGGAUACAAUGAAUGGGCCGAUGAUUACAGGGCAAAGCUUAAUAGACUCUGCUCAGAUAUUCAGCAGCAGCCAGAAACUGUCCCACACUGACACCAACCUGCCCCCUCUCCAGCAUCUGCAGCUGCAGGACAUUUUCAGCCCAUCGAUAGAGCUCCCAGAGCUCACCCUCCCUGACGCCUCAGCUCAUGCCUCGGCCCCUUUUCAAUGCUGCGGGCAGCCGUCUAUCAGCCACAUGGGCUGCCCUCAGGGGAUUUCUGGACAGACACAGUCGGGCCAACGGCUGAUGUGUCCACAGAACACUUUGCAAGCUCCUGCAAUGGCAGCAAAUGGACAGCUGCAGAGCUCUGUUAAACAACCAAACAAUGUAGCACCCAGCAUAGUAGACCUGUUGCCACCCCUGAUUCCUUGCAAUGACUUUAAUUCCUCUAAUAUUCCCAUCCCUUUUGCCACAGCAUGUCUGCAAGAAAGCCCCUCUUUGGAAGCACAUAACCACCAGGUCCAGCAGUGGCCACAGAGCCAGCCGCAGAAGCUGCCGCACGCUGGCAUCGUGCAGAACGGACAUGAGCUGAUGCCAGCAUGCCACAGCCAGACUUCAGAAAGCCAAACAUUCCCACGUGCUGGCCUUUGGCCAAGGAGUGUCACCGGACUGAACCACUCUCAGCAGGGAGGGUUGGCAUGCGGCCAGGAAGUUACUCACAGCAGCUGCAUGUUCAACCAGCACUUUUCUUCCAACCCGGCAGGAGGUGACGUCCUGGCUCUCUCAGGGUCUUCGGGCAUGAGGGGGGCUGAGAUGUCUCUGGAUCAGAGUCCCCCUCAAGGUUCCUGCUACUUCCAGUGGAGCCACAGCGAGCCUGUGGUGGGCACAUCAGCCAUCAACCAGGAGAACGCCAAAAUCAGCCCUCUGACUGCCCCGCCCUGCAUGUCCUCGUCAGAGCACACAUUCAGCAUUCAGCACUACCUGGACUGCCACAGACAGACACAAGUAAACAUGUCCCACUGUGGGCUGGAUACCAGCAAGAAAGUUAUAACAGGAAAUGAAAAAUGAAAGGAGAAAAUGAAUGAGAAAUCAUUAUUUUCAGGCCAUAAUUCAAUGUAUUUUCAAUCUUAACCAUUUUCUUUUGUUUCCCCCAAAUCAAUCAGUUAAUUGUUGAUAUAAAGUAACAAAUGCCAUUUGCUGUUUCCAAGGGCCUAAAGUGACAUAUUCAAGUAGCUUGUUUUGUCAGACCUUUCAAAACCCAAAAGAUGUACUAUUUACUGUGAUAUGAAACACAAAAAGUGGCACAUUCUUUGAGAAGCUAGAAUCACAAAAUCUUUUUGGAUUAUCAAAACAAUCGGUUACUUGACUAAUUGUUUUAGCACUAAUUCAGUGUAAUAAAGACAAGAAAAUUAAAAGCACACAGAAAUGUUUAAAAAA